Messenger RNA from Condylura cristata (star-nosed mole), 3115 nucleotides. RefSeq names its product MAP kinase interacting serine/threonine kinase 1 (gene MKNK1). The transcript has 15 exons. Gene Ontology annotation, molecular function: calcium/calmodulin-dependent protein kinase activity; ATP binding; calmodulin binding. The coding region runs from base 419 to 2062 and encodes 547 amino acids. Lineage: Eukaryota; Metazoa; Chordata; Mammalia; Eulipotyphla; Talpidae. Gene Ontology annotation, biological process: intracellular signal transduction; peptidyl-serine phosphorylation; protein autophosphorylation. Gene Ontology annotation, cellular component: cytoplasm; nucleus. The record is from RefSeq and is a predicted model, not a curated record.
CUCCUGCCUAUGAGACCUGGAUCUGGGCACUAGGAGAGAGGGCCAGAACUCCUUCAUCUCUAAAAGUGGACAACAGGAGUGGCAGCUUUUACCUUACCUUCUGCAUAAGACUCCUCAGUGAACAGAGAUUUUCAUGCUGGAUAAUGAUGAAACAGAGAACAGUGAAAGACUGAGGAAUGUCUGCUUCACACAGAGCCCUUUGAGACACUUCCUCUAGCUGGAAGACAGCAGCCCCAACCAGCACUAUUUCAUGUGGAAUCUCAAACUUACAGAAGAUUUACUUCCCAAAAGUUGACAACCCUAUCGUUUCAAAUACAAGUCUUCCUUCAACAAAUUCUGUUUCCAAGGAAAGUCUUAACCAUUUGUCCCUUCUGGCGUACCCUCUUCCAUGAAAUCCAUGCAGAAUAGACCAGUAUAAAUGAAAACCUGCUGUCACCAGCUACCCAAAGUGGAAAAAAAGAAUUGGAAGGAAAGAACACCUAAAUUGAGCUGUCAGACACUUGGCUGCCUACCACGCGUUUUGGAUUGUGGUGUUGAAAAGUCCCGGCCUGUGUGCUUUCUCCCGAUGGCUGUUGUGUGCUUGCUCCUGAGAACAGUGUAUAGACGUGCACCAGCUCUAAUCAAUCUUCCUGAGCAGACUUGCCAUUUCUCUGAUCGUGUUCAGCUGAGGUCCUCUGAGAAGAGAGUGGGCCUUUCCCCUCAAUGGGCAAAGAGCCAGCUUCCAUUUCAAAAUCUCAGAAAAAAAAAAUUCAACAAUCCAGAGCCUGUGUUUAUUGAAGAGAUGGGCAGCAGUGAACCUCUCCCCAUUACAGACAGCGACAAGCGGAAAAAGAAGAAAAGGAAAGCCCGGGCCACUGACUCCUUGCCAGGAAAGUUUGAAGAUGUGUACACGCUGACCUCCGAAUUGCUUGGAGAGGGAGCCUAUGCCAAAGUCCAAGGUGCAGUGAGCCUGCAGAAUGGCAAAGAAUAUGCUGUCAAAAUCAUCGAAAAACAAGCAGGGCACAGCCGAAGCAGGGUAUUUCGAGAGGUGGAGACCCUCUAUCAGUGUCAAGGAAAUGAGAACAUUUUGGAGCUGAUUGAGUUCUUUGAAGAUGAUACAAGGUUUUACUUGGUCUUUGAGAAAUUGCAAGGAGGCUCCAUCCUAACCCACAUCCAGAAGCAGAAGCACUUCAAUGAACGAGAAGCCAGCCGUGUGGUCCGGGACGUUGCUGCAGCCCUUGACUUCCUGCACACCAAGGGCAUUGCUCACCGUGAUCUGAAGCCAGAAAAUAUAUUAUGUGAAUCUCCAGAAAAGGUGUCUCCAGUGAAGAUCUGUGACUUUGACUUGGGUAGUGGGGUGAAACUGAACAACUCCUGCACCCCCAUCACCACGCCCGAGCUGACUACCCCAUGCGGUUCUGCAGAAUACAUGGCCCCUGAGGUGGUGGAAGUCUUCAGGGAUGAGGCUACUUUUUACGACAAGCGCUGUGACCUGUGGAGCCUGGGCGUGGUCCUCUACAUCAUGCUGAGUGGCUACCCCCCCUUUGUAGGCCACUGUGGGGCUGACUGUGGCUGGGACCGGGGAGAGGUCUGCCGGGUGUGCCAGAACAAGCUGUUUGAGAGCAUCCAAGAAGGCAAGUAUGAGUUUCCUGACAAGGACUGGGCACAUAUCUCCAAGGAAGCCAAAGAUCUCAUCUCCAAGCUUCUGGUUCGAGAUGCAAAGCAGAGACUGAGUGCCGCCCAAGUUCUGCAGCACCCUUGGGUGCAGGGGCAAGCUCCAGAAAGGGGACUCCCCACGCCGCAAGUCCUCCAGAGAAACAGCAGCACAAUGGACCUGACUCUCUUUGCGGCCGAGGCCAUCGCCCUUAACCGCCAGCUAUCUCAGCACGAGGAGAAUGAACUGGCUGAGGAGUCAGAGCCACUGACUGCAGGCCUCUGCUCUGUGAAACUUUCCCCUCCUUCGAAGUCACGCCUGGCCCGCCGGAGAGCCCUGGCCCAGGCAGGUCGCAGUGAAGACACGGCAGUCACUGUGCCCAGCAGCCCCAGCCCUCUGGCACACUCCUUCACACCCUCCAGACCCUAGGCCUGUCCAGGCAUUGCCCUUCUGGAACACUGUGUAGCCCAAGUCUGCAGAGCAGCCAGAAGGACCUGGUCCUUACCAGCAGUUAGGCCUUUUUGUCCACAAAGGCCCAGAGUCCUCCAGGAAAAGGCUUUUCCAAAGGGAUUGUCUUUGAAAAGGAAAGCAAUCACUUGUCACUUUGCAUAAUAGCCUGCAGCAGGGUCGUCUGGUCUGCGCUGGCUCCUGCCCACCAGCUCACACCCCCCCUUCACCCACCCCCUCCCCCGCAGAUCCAAGAUGGAGCCUGUGUUGGAGGCAGUGGGCUGUGCCUGCAGCCUUCAGGGAACCGGGCUUGAGAAGCCCGUCCUCCCUCUCUGUGCUGUCACCCCGAUUCCCCAGUCUCUCCUCCACCUUCCUCUGUCCUCUGGAUGUCCUCCCCCUCUGCUGAGCAAAGCUACCCUCAAUUCAGGUGAGGGCAGGGAGCAUCUGCAUUCCGGAAGCCAGAUCAGUCUUCCAGUCUGUGGCACAGAGAAGCACAUAAUCUUUCUUUGCCGUGACCAGAAUGAAUCCCUCAUUUAUCAUCCUCUUCCUUGUUUGGGAUUGCUGCUAAAGUCAGUAUUACUUCGUGUUUUUCUGUUUGUUUGUUUUUAAAACUAUGCUUUUCCAGUCAAGAUGAGACUUUAAACCCCCACUGCAAGCCCACAGACUUUCCUGAGCAUGUAACAGCUCACUCUUCUUUCCUGAAUGUUCAUGCUUUGGGGUUUUAACCCUCUUACCCUGUUUUUAAGUUAUUAAGAUGAUGAGCAGCUGAGAGGCCACCUCUGCUGUAUCCUGGGACUGGUGUGCAGGAUGGGACCUGCCAGGGCGCCCAAGGCCUCUUGCCUGAGGCAGGGCCACACCUGAGGCAGCCGGGCUGCCUGGUCCAGGCCAGUGGCUCCUGCUGCCAGCGAACAGGAGGGAGAGGGAGAGCACGUCCGUGCAGGUCAGCGGCCUGCCGAGUGGCCUGGAGAAAACCAAUCCGCAUGAGUCACACACAAGUUUGUGUAACACCGUGAUGCUAGUGUGCACUUGUUUUAA